Molecule: messenger RNA, 696 nt
Organism: Gastrolobium bilobum
Lineage: Eukaryota; Viridiplantae; Streptophyta; Magnoliopsida; Fabales; Fabaceae
Product: transcription factor MYB27
Exons: 4
Coding region: 1-696 (231 amino acids)
Source: RefSeq, a predicted model, not a curated record
AUGCAAGGAGAACAUUUUCGUAAAGGGACUUGGCUUCAAGAGGAAGAUGAGCAAUUGACAAGCUUUGUGACCCGUCUCGGGGGUCGAAGGUGGGACUCUCUUGCCAAAGUAGCAGGCCUUAGGAGAAGUGGUAAAAGCUGCAGGUUAAGGUGGAUGAACUAUCUUCGUCCAAAUCUCAAGCAUGGCCCUUUUAGUGUUGAAGAAGAGCAACUUAUUGUUCAGCUUCAGCAGCGAUGUGGUAACAAGUGGUCGAAGAUUGCUCGAAGGCUUCCAGGAAGAACUGAUAAUGAAAUUAAGAACUACUGGAGAACCCAUUUAAGAAAAAGAGCACAAGCUCAACAAGAAGGUAAGUUCAAGUAUGAAUUAGAAAACACAUCACAAGAUUUCAAUCAGAAAAGGAUUGAUAUGGUUUCGAAGGACUACAAUCAUGCAAACGUUUAUUGUCAAGAAAAUGAAUGGGAGACUAAGGAUAGCUCUAUAGACACUUUUCCUUUAUCAGAUUGGGAAUUGAGAAGCUCACUGCAUGACUCUAGAAUAUUAGAUUGGAUAGCACAAUUGCAAAAUGGAAACAGUGAGAAAGAACAAGAACAAGAACAGGAUUGUAAUAGCACAGGAACGUACGAAUACAAUCCUCAAGAAUUUGCAGAGUGCCGUGAUACAUGGGAUUAUUCAGGUUCCCUUUGGGACAUGAACUAA